UGAUUUUCUGGUUAUGACCUUUUUUUGGGUUGGAGUUAAUUCACAAUGCAGUGAAGGAUGUGACGCAUUAGCUUCAUACUAUGUCUGGGGUGGAUCAACUCUCACAUUCAUAUCCUCCAUGUUGUCGACUAAUAUCAGCGAUAUUGUUAGUUACAAUCCUCAAAUUACCAAUCCAGAUAUCAUUCAAAUGGGCAGCAGAUUAAAUGUGCCCUUCUGGUGUAGUUGUGUAAAUGGUGAAUUUAUGGGUAAUCAGUUUCCCUUUCGGGUCAGGCGUGGAAACACUUACCUAAGGAUCGCGGAACUUUAUUAUUCAAAUCUCACAACAGUUGAAAUGUUGGAGAGGUUUAAUAGUUAUAAUCGUACUGGAAUACCAGAGAAUGCACAGUUGAGAGUUACUGUGAAUUGUUCAUGUGGGAAUAGCCACGUGUCCAAGGAUUAUGGGCUAUUCAUAACAUAUCCUCUUCGCCCUGGUGAAAGUUUGUCUUCAAUAGCCAAUGAGUUUCGCCUUCCUGAGGGGUUGUUACAAGAUUACAAUCCUGGAGUGAAUUUCAACCGCAGUAGUGGUUUGGUUUUCAUUCCGGGAAGAGAUCGAAAUGGAACUUAUCCGCCAUUGAAAUCAAGUUCAACUGGAAUUUCAGGUGGAGCCAUUGCUGGAAUAUCAAUUGGAGCAGUUGCAGGAGUAAUAUUUUUGGCAGUCUGCAUCUAUUUUAUAUUCUACAGAAGGAAGAAGGUGAUGGAAGAAUCUAUUCUCAAUGACCAAGGCAUAGAGAAUACACCCGGUAAUUGGCAUGAUAUAGCUAUAUUUGGUCUCUCUGUGUCUCAGCAAUACUAA
This is a messenger RNA of Olea europaea var. sylvestris, 832 nucleotides long. RefSeq names its product chitin elicitor receptor kinase 1-like. Gene Ontology annotation, molecular function: transmembrane receptor protein kinase activity. The record is from RefSeq and is a predicted model, not a curated record. The transcript has 5 exons. NCBI's taxonomy places the organism in Eukaryota, Viridiplantae, Streptophyta, Magnoliopsida, Lamiales, Oleaceae. Gene Ontology annotation, biological process: innate immune response. The coding region runs from base 14 to 832 and encodes 272 amino acids.